Molecule: messenger RNA, 2040 nt
Organism: Syngnathus acus (greater pipefish)
Lineage: Eukaryota; Metazoa; Chordata; Actinopteri; Syngnathiformes; Syngnathidae
Product: neurexophilin-1
Exons: 2
Coding region: 578-1390 (270 amino acids)
Molecular function (GO): signaling receptor binding
Source: RefSeq, a predicted model, not a curated record
UUGGAGGUGUCAGGCACAUUUGACAACAGGCGGAGCGAGCGUCUUGCAUUCCUAAUGAACGUGAGAAAGUGGCUGGCCGAGAGAGCGACACGCAUAAUGAGAGAGAGAGAGGGAAGGAAGGCGAAAAAGGAGGCGGCUUUAGGACAAGAGUGGUGGAAAAGCUGCGAGAAAGCCAGAGCCAGAGCCAGAGAGAGAGAGAGAGAGAGGCGUUAAAACGAGUGUGGGCUUCUCUCAAGCUCAGCAGCGCUCAGUCGGAGCCGGCCGGAUGCUGCGUCUGGACCAAUCGUCAUCGCCACCAUCAGCCUUUCCUCCCGGGGAUGCGCGCCGGGCUGGAAUGUUGUGCCAUGGAUGAUAACGCCAUGGAAUUCUUCAGUCACAGGUAAAGAAGAAAAGAACGGCGAGCCCCGAAAAAAACGACAUGACGGGACGGCGCGCCAGCCGGGACGGACCCCGCCGUGUGGGAGGCUCGUGAAGAAGAAGAAGAAGAAGGAGAAAAAGUAGACAAGCGGGAGUUGAGUUUUUUUGGUUUUCAAUAAUUAGGAAGGAAGACUUGUGGCUUUUCAAGCGUGGCGGAACAAUGCGCGGCUUCAUUCUGCUGCUCCUCAACGGAACCGCUUGUUUGGUGGCCCUGAGUCAGGAGGACGACUCGUCGGGCCCCAAGAGCUCCUCGUCCAAGACGGUGGGCCUCCUGAGCGGCCAGGCCGGCGUGUCGCCGCUGAGCCGCUGGAUGCUUCACGGCAGAGGGCGAGCGGCCAACGCCACCUCCUUGGAGCUGCCCUACCGCACGCCGGCCGCCUUCUCCAAGCAGGAGUUUUCCAAGCAGGAGUUCUGGGAGAUGCUGGGCAGCGAGCCGGCGGCGAAGGGGGACGCCUCCGGCUCGCGGGUCAAGCGGCGGCCCAUCGUCAAGACGGGCAAGUUCAAAAAGAUGUUCGGCUGGGGGGACUUCUACUCCAACAUCAAGACGGUGCGGCUCAACCUGCUGAUCACGGGCAAGAUCGUGGACCACGGCAACGGCACCUUUAGCGUCUACUUCCGCCACAACUCCACAGGCCAGGGCAACAUCUCGGUCAGCUUGGUGCCGCCCGUCAAAGCGGUGGAGUUCGACCUGGAGCGCCAGAGCGUGGUCUACCCCAAGGACUCCAAGAUCUUCAACUGCCGCGUGGACUACGAGAAGGUGGACCGCAGCAAGCGCACGUCGCUGUGCAACUACGACCCGUCCAAGACCUGCUUCCAGGAGCAGAUCCAGAGCCACGUCUCCUGGAUUUGCUCAAAGCCUUUUAAAGUCAUCUGCAUCUACAUUUCCUUUUACAGCACGGACUACCGCCUGGUCCAGAAGGUUUGCCCGGACUACAACUACCACAACGAGAUGCCCUACUUGCCGUCGGGCUAGGCGCGCGGGAGUGGCUGGCUGGCUGGCUGGCUGGCUGGCUGGAUGGAUGGCGCCUUGCUUUUUCCAUGCCACUGUGUAGCCUGUCUGGACUCAAAGAUAGAUCUAUCUAUAUAUACGUACACUAACUAUAUAUAUAUAUAUAUAUAUAUAUGCAAAAGCCAAACAAUAAACAUAUGCACAGAACGUGGCAGCCGGGUGGGGAACAUCAGCGUCAACAAGUUCUUACCUCAACACUAGUCGGUCUCCAUCGAGUCCAGUCAAACAAAUUAAGCCCAAAAUUGCCAGAGCACAGUCCAUUUGUAUCAGCCUGUGCCUUUCUCACACAAGUAGGACAUGGGAUGCACACCCUCAACUGAUGGCCACCGCUUCCCGCCCUUCCGUCGCCCAGCAGAACCAUUUGAGCAUUUACUUUCCUCCCAUUGAAUGUAUAAGGAAUGCAAAAAGGCUCUUUAUGAGUUCCGUUCCGACACAAUUUCUACAUUAGAAAUUUGGGGACUUUUUUUUUUUUAAUAAUGUGUACUGUACCAAAACAAAACGGCACCAUUUAGUGGGGGGGAAAAAAAAGGGCAGGCUCUUAUAAUUCAAGCAACAGAGCACGCGCCCGAGUCUUUUGUCCCUGUGUGUGUGCAGGGGGAAUAGAAAAAAAAAAA